GUGAAAAGGGCUCUUAAUUCCAAAAAAAAAGUAUUGAUAAAAAAAAUCUGCUCUACUCCAAUAGAGAGUGUCAAAAACAGCAGCAAAUCAACUACGUGAUAGGGCUGCAGAAGAGCAAGAGUGCUGUAAUGUAAGCAUUGGUCAUGAAGUCCCAGGAACAACAAAUAACCCUAUAGACUACCUUCAAAAGCUCGCAAAAUUGGCUCAAGAAUCAGGCAACAGAUUUGGAGAAGCACAGGCAUAUAGCAACCUUGGCAUGGCUUAUUACCGUCUCGGGCAUUUUGAAAAAGCCAUUCCCUGCUUUCAGCGUCAUGUAAUUAUUGCUAAUAGAUUGGGAGACAGGAUUCGAGAAGGUAAUGCCUGUGGGAAUCUUGGCAGUGCCCUUUACAAACUUGGGGAUUUUAAAACAGCCAUAAAAUACAAUGAGCUCCAUCUUGAAAUUUCCAAAGAACUGGGGGACAGAGCCAGAGAAGGACACGCGUGUGGUGAUAUUGGGGUCGCUUAUUGCGGUCUCAAAGAUUUUGAAACGGCCGUAGUUUAUCUUGAACUCCAACUGACAAUUGCCAAGGAAGUGGGAAAUAGAGCUGAAGAAGAACGUGCGUGCCGCAAUCUUGGCCAAAGUUACAACAUUCUCGGAGAUUUUAGAAAGGCCAUAAACUUCAACGAACUCGGCUUAAAAAUUGCGAAAGAACUGGGAGACAGGAUAGGAGAAGAAAACAUCUAUGGCAAUCUUGGCAUCGUUUACAGCAAUCUCGGAGAUUUCACAAAAGCCAAGGACGCAUGCGAACAGCAUCUGAAAAUUGCAAAAGAAGUAGGGGACAGAAUAGGAGAGGGGAACGCCUAUGGUAAUCUGGGACAUGUUUAUAGCAGUCUCGGAGAUUGCAGAAAAGCCAAAGACGUUUUCGAGAAGCAACUGAAAAUUGCAAAAGAAGAAGGCGACAAGACAGGAGAAGGAAACGCCUAUAGCAGUCUUGGCAACAUUUAUUUCACUCAAGGAUAUUUUAUAAAGGCCGUAGACUACUAUGAACGCCACCUUCAAAUUUCAAAAGAAUUGGAAGACAAACUUGGAGAGGGAAAUUGCUAUGGAAAUCUUGGCCUGGUUUAUCAUGAUAUGGGAGAUUUUAAAACAGCAAUAGACUAUUUGAAACUCCAUCUUAACAUUUCCAGAGAACUACGAAACUUGAGUGGAGAAGGAAGAGCAUAUGGUAACCUUGGCAACUCGUAUCACAUGCUCUCGGAUUUCGAAAACGCCAUAGAUUCCCUUGAACUGAGUCUAAAAAUUGCCAAACAAAUAGGAGCAAAGCCUGGAGAAGCAAGUUCUUAUGGCAAUCUUGGCGUCGUUUAUCACAAACUCGGGGAUUUCGAAAAAGCCAUAGAGUAUUAUGAACUCCAACUCAAAAUUGCCAAAGAUGUAGGAGACAGGACUUCAGAAGCAAAUGGGUAUGGCAGUAUUGGCCAAGCUCACUGCUGUCUCGGAAAUUUCCAAAACGCCAUCUACUAUCACGAAUUAGGUCUUGAAAUUGCCAAAAAUGUUGAAGACAGACAGGGUGAGGCAGAAAUGCUUUAUGGCCUUGGAUCUGCCUUUGAAGCACAGGGCAUUUUAUCCCAGGCAGUUGAUUACUAUCAGUCAAGUGUGAAAAAAUUAAAUGAUAUUAGGGCUGAUCUUCAGCUAAAAGAUGACUGGAAAAUUAGUUUCCGUCAGUUUAGCGAAACUGUGUACGCAAGUUUAUGGUGUACAUUGUUAAAACAAGGCAAGGUUGUCGACAGCCUCGCCGCUGCUGAGCAAGGACGAGCACAAGCCUUGAAAGAUCUGAUGAAGGCAAAGUACAGUAUCCAGCCACCGUACGUUGAAUCAGAUACAAUGGAAGAAGAGAUCAGCUCCACGUCGAGAUGUAUGCCACCAAAUACAAUUUUCAUAGCACUUGGCAAACAAGAAAUCGUCUUCUGGGUGAGCCAGGAAGGAAACGAUGUCAAGUUGAGAAGGAAGGAGAUCGUUGAGAAAUCUUCGGUGGAUGAUGUGACGACAUUUUUGCAGUCCUUGGCACAAGAGACUCGGAAAGAAAUUGAUGUGCGGGCUGAUGUGAAGUGCGAAGAUCGCUCACUAGAGUUGAGAGACGAAACGCCCACAAAUGACACAUCAGAUGAACAAGCAGGAUCCCCAUCGUUGCAUCUUAACCAAACGUCCUUAAAGAAAUUUUACGAUCUGAUCAUUAGUCCUAUUGCGGACUUAAUUCGUGGUAACGAACUUACACUUGUUCCCGAAGGUCCACUGUGUUUGGUUCCGUACGCGGCAUUCAUGGAUACUAAUUCCAAGUACUUGAGUGAAUCUUUCAGAAUCCGAAUGAUUCCAUCCCUGCUUAGUUUGAAACUGAUCACAGAUUGUCCAGUUGAUUACCACUGCAAGACUGGGGCUCUGCUUGUCGGAGAUCCGUGGGUACAAGAAGUUAAAUAUCAGAGAAGAAAGCUUCGCCAGUUACCGUUCGCCAAAAAGGAAGUAGAGAUGAUCGGACGAAUACUCGACAUCGAGCCUCUCACUGGAACCGAGGCGACAAAGGAUGCAGUGUUACAACGAAUCUCCUCGGUGGCCUUAGUACACAUUGCAGCUCAUGGUCGCAUAGAGACCGGCGAAAUAGCCUUGGCACCAAGUCCUACACGGGCAACCGGGCGUCCAAAGGAGAAAGACUAUCUUUUGACAAUGGAAGAUGUUCUGAAUGCUAGGCUGCAAGCAAGACUGGUUGUACUGAGUUGCUGUCAUAGUGGCCGUGGAGAGAUUAAAGCUGAGGGUGUGGUUGGUAUCGCACGCGCGUUUUUGGGAGCCGGUGCUCGUUCUGUUCUGGUGUCAUUAUGGGCGAUUGAUGACGCAGCCACUCUGGAGUUCAUGAAGAGCUUCUACCAACACUUGGUCGAAGGGAAAAGUGCCAGUGAAGCUAUGAACCGAGCCAUGAAGUCUAUGAGAGAAUCUGAAGAGUUCAGUGGAGUGAAAUACUGGGCCCCGUUCGUACUUAUCGGUGAUGACGUCACAUUGGAAUUUGGAGCAACCAAUCGGUUAUCUUGAAUUGUGUGACUAAGACGUUGUGUUUACAUAGCUGCCUACCUUCAUUUUGGAACACUGUACCUGACUAAACCAGGACCUGUAUGUAGAGGAACUCUUACAAUAUAAAACUUUAAGUAUUAUUGCCGAUCAAGGCUUUAAUGUCUGAAGGGAAAUUAACAGCAAUGAGAGCUUCACAAUAGUUUGCUUAGUUUGACGUGGCGUUCUUAAUUCUAGUUCCCAGUUUCCUCUGUGCAACGUGCCUGCAGUGCAUCAUGGUAGCUGCAUCGAACAGUUUGCAAGUUUACUCGUUAACCUUAUUAAGAAGUCUGUUUUGCGCAAAGCACUGUUCCAUCCUUUUAUGUCUUCGUUCCCGAAAUUCUUCAUUGCAAGAUCUGAAAAUGGCCGCCCCUUGAAAACACUUAUGCUAUGUUGAAAUAUAACGACCAUGAUGCACUGCGGGCGGCUCUUACCGGCAUCGUGCAGGUAUUAGCAAUACUUGUUCGCUGUUCAUUCGGAGUGGUGUACGUUUGACGUAAAAAGGUAUUUUGGUACAAAAAAAAGAAAAAAAGUUAACGAGCAUUAGUCUGUGUAAAGACACUUUAUGCUCUUUUUAGGUACUGUUUAUAUGAUAUAAGGGUCUUUAAAUCGCAUAGAGUUGUUAAGUAGAAGAACGCUCUCCGUAAAGAAAUAGUAGAAGCUAGAAGAGGCCAACAAUAUCAAUAUUUGUAAAACCAAAUUAAGUAGAAUUUAAAAAGAAAUAAGUUACAGUUACAUUUUUAGUGUUUAUAACAAAAGUGAAAAGGUGUAAGUUUUUGUAACUAAUGUUUUGAUCUGUAAUUUUGUUAUUCAAUUUUUUUUAGGAUAUGUCCACGGUACGAUAAGUGCAACCUUUCGUAACAAACGUAUUGUCUUUUCUCGCAGCCAGGUUGAAAUUGUUUCUUUUCCUCCAAAGUAAUAAUAGUUCAUCUUUAAUAUACUUUUGCUACAAAACUUCAAAGGAACGUUUGUUGCUGAAUUAUACAUUGAUAAGUUGGCUGUACUAUACUGUACUGUACUGUACUGCACUGUACUGUACUGUACUGUACUGCACUGUA
This is a messenger RNA of Orbicella faveolata, 4128 nucleotides long. RefSeq lists its product as uncharacterized. Gene Ontology annotation, molecular function: protein binding. The record is from RefSeq and is a predicted model, not a curated record. Lineage: Eukaryota; Metazoa; Cnidaria; Anthozoa; Scleractinia; Merulinidae.